CAUCACUUCCGGUGAGUCCCGGAAAUGGGUCACUGGAAAUCGAACUGACGGCUUGCUUUACCGCCGUACGAACGGGAGAAUGGAUGCGUUAAAUAAACUGAAACAAUUUGACGCUUAUCCAAAGACUCUGGAGGACUUUAGGAUUAAAACAUGUGGUGGUGCGACGGUGACCAUCAUCAGUGCACUUAUAAUGCUGAUUCUGUUCUUCUCCGAGCUCCAGUAUUAUCUAACUAAAGAGAUCCAUCCUGAACUAUUUGUAGACACAUCUAGAGGAGACAAGCUCAGAAUCAAUAUUGAUGUUAUAUUUCCACAUAUGCCAUGUGCCUAUCUGAGUAUUGAUGCCAUGGAUGUCGCGGGAGAACAGCAGUUAGAUGUGGAGCACAAUCUUUUUAAACAAAGACUCGACAAAGACGGUCUGCCGGUCACAACAGAGGCUGAAAAACAUGUGUUGGGUAAUGAGGAGGAAGGAGUUUUUGAUGCCAGUAAGCUUGAUCCUGAACGCUGUGAGAGCUGUUAUGGAGCCGAGACGGAGGAUUUAAAGUGUUGUAAUACGUGUGAUGAUGUUCGAGAGGCGUACCGGCGACGCGGCUGGGCCUUUAAGACCCCUGACAGCAUUGAGCAAUGUAAGAGAGAGGGCUUUAGCCAGAAGAUGCAGGAACAGAAAAACGAGGGAUGUCAAGUCUAUGGAUUUUUAGAAGUUAAUAAGGUGGCAGGAAAUUUUCAUUUUGCCCCCGGAAAGAGCUUUCAGCAGUCUCAUGUACACGUGCAUGCUGUGGAAAUUCACGAUCUGCAGAGUUUUGGUCUGGACAACAUCAACAUGACACACCAAAUCAAACAUCUUUCAUUCGGCAAAGACUAUCCUGGAAUUGUCAACCCUUUAGAUGGUACUAACGUAGCAGCACCCCAAGCUUCAAUGAUGUACCAGUAUUUCGUCAAAAUUGUGCCAACAAUAUAUGUUAAAGGAGACGGAGAGGUGGUUAAGACGAACCAAUUUUCAGUAACCAGACAUGAAAAAGUAGCCAAUGGGCUCAUUGGAGAUCAGGGUUUACCUGGUGUGUUUGUGCUUUAUGAGCUCUCUCCAAUGAUGGUCAAAUUUACAGAAAAGCAGAGGUCUUUUACACAUUUUUUAACAGGAGUCUGUGCUAUUGUAGGUGGCGUUUUCACAGUUGCCGGUCUCAUUGAUUCUUUGAUAUACCACUCCGCAAGAGCCAUUCAGAAGAAGAUUGAACUGGGAAAAGCAUCCUAGCACCACGAGGACAUUUAAUGUGCCUAAUAUUCUGGAAGAUGCCACAAUAAAAGCCCCGGACUGUUUUCACUUGUGGCCGCCGAGCAGUAUCUGACAUGACCCCCCCUUUCAUUGAACAAGCACAGGAUCUGCACCAGGACAUGUGCCUGUCAACUGUAUUUCUAAAGAUCUGAAGUAUUUACUGACUUGUUUGUAUGUGAGAUACGUUAAUGUAUCGGUUGUUUAGCUCUGAAAGUCGUCUUUUCCCCCCGAAUUGAUUUAAAAAUUGAGACGAUUACACAAAUCGUCUGAUCAGGAGCCAGUGUUUUCUUUCCUGUGUCUUAAACCAACCAGCAGUUUUAUAAAAGUCGUUUUAUUAAUUUGAACGAAGUGAACGGAAUAUGGAAAUACUUUUUUAAAACUGGAGAAAUUCAUCUGAUCUUAACCGGAUACUUUUCAAUUGUCAAGCACACGUACGGAGAAACACAGACUGCAGUCUGUACAGAUGUCUUUAUUAGUUGUUAUAGUAAUUGCAUCUAUAACUACAUUCAGGGGCUGUACUGCGUGUGUUUGUGAGUUUAGGUAUGUAUGCAGGUGGCUGGGUAACUUGUGCGUUUGAUUUUGUUGUGUUGUCGAAGACUUAUCUUGUGUAUGGGACAGAUGUAUUUAUAUUUUGAUUGUGUGAGAGCGUUUUUAAAUUGAGAAAUAAAUGUAACACUGAACCCUA
This is a messenger RNA of Paramisgurnus dabryanus, 1952 nucleotides long. It is a transcript of the gene ergic3, whose product is annotated as ERGIC and golgi 3. The record is from RefSeq and is a predicted model, not a curated record. NCBI's taxonomy places the organism in Eukaryota, Metazoa, Chordata, Actinopteri, Cypriniformes, Cobitidae. Gene Ontology annotation, biological process: endoplasmic reticulum to Golgi vesicle-mediated transport; retrograde vesicle-mediated transport, Golgi to endoplasmic reticulum. Gene Ontology annotation, cellular component: endoplasmic reticulum membrane; COPII-coated ER to Golgi transport vesicle; Golgi membrane.